Gryllus bimaculatus (two-spotted cricket) is the source of this 1612-nucleotide messenger RNA. Lineage: Eukaryota; Metazoa; Arthropoda; Insecta; Orthoptera; Gryllidae. The record is from the annotation of a GenBank genome assembly.
UGGUCUAUAAUACUCUAGCGGCUAAACUUCAGUCCUGAAUAGCAAUAAGUGAAGCUUUUACUACUGGUGGGAAUGUUAAAUGAGGCAAAAUGUGAAUCAAUUUGUGGUCUCCAAAUUAUAUUUUAAACACUUCCAGACGCGUAUUGCUCGUCUGGUGAAGGCGGCCAUUGUUGGUGUUGUUUUUCCGAGAAAAUUUGCUGAGUUUCAUAUCUGACGCCUCCAAAUCUCCUUGUACGACGAAAAUUCCGUUAUCUGUUUUAUUAGAUGGUGUCUACGAUGAAUCCUGAAUAUGAUUACCUUUUCAAAUUGCUGCUGAUAGGAGAUUCUGGUGUGGGAAAGUCCUGCUUAUUGCUCAGAUUUGCUGAUGAUACGUAUUCUGAAAGUUACAUAAGUACAAUUGGAGUAGAUUUUAAAAUUCGAACAGUGACUUUGGAUGGAAAGACAAUAAAAUUGCAAAUAUGGGAUACUGCUGGUCAAGAGCGCUUCCGCACAAUUACAUCCAGUUAUUACAGAGGAGCACAUGGAAUUAUAGUGGUUUAUGAUUGUACAGAUCAAGAAUCUUUCAAUAAUGUGAAGCAGUGGCUGGAAGAAAUAGAACGCUAUGCGAGUGAUUGUGUGAACAAACUUUUAGUUGGAAACAAAUGUGAUCUCACAGCUAGAAAAGUUGUGGACUACACAACUGCAAAAGAAUAUGCCGAUCAGCUUGGUAUUCCGUUCCUAGAAACCUCAGCCAAGACAUCACUCAAUGUAGAGCAGUCUUUCAUGACAAUGGCAGCUGAGAUCAAGAAUCGUGUUGGGCCUCCUUCUUCUGCACCUGAUCCAGCCAGUAAGGUCAACAUUGCUAAGGGCCUGCCUGUGGAUCCUCCCAAAUCAGGAUGCUGCUGAAAUUAGAAUCAUAAAUUGCAGAUGAGGUUACCGUUUCCCAUAUUGCAGUGUUGCAAACAUGAUUUGCCUGGGAGAGCAAUCUUGAUGUGGCAUGAGGUUAUCCAGUGACAAUGGUACAGUGUUUCAUGGUUUUUAUUUGAUUUUGUAUUUAUAAAAUGAAUAGAUUCUACGGAGUUUACUGGAACCCCUUGUGAGGACACUGUUUUGAGUGCCCUGAGGGCAUCAAAUGGCAGAAUGGACUUUUAGAAGUGAUCAGUUGCCACCUGUGCACCACUUUUUAGGCUUAGCAGUACUAAAUGUAUAGAUGUGUCCAGAACAGUGGUUGUUCUGGAAUAGCCCUGUCAUCUGGCAUUGAAUGUGAGGAACAUUUGUGUAUGGUAACUGAAACUAAUAAGUUUGAUAUCUAUAAGCAAGUCACGAUAUGUAAAAAAUAGAUUAUGCAUAUGCAUUAACUUUGGUUUAUGAAUUAUGGCAUUAGGAUACUUCUCUGCAGGGUGGGGAGUGAGUAAAUUAUUGAUUGCAUGCUUGAUGCUUUUUCAUAUUUUAUUCCUUGGAGCCAUUCAGUGUGAUGGUGGGUACCGCAUUUGCUGAAGUAUGCGGUGCACUAGAUCAGAUUGUCAUUCCAUGAAUUGUAAUUCCUGUAGCUAUCACUUGUGGUUCUCCUGAGAAAUAAAUGUUCUGAGUAUGAUAAUGUUUUAUUUUGUUCCUAAAAUUUCUGUUAGUCUUG